AAAUAACUGAUAAAAUUGCAUUUUCCCAGAAUAUUAGCAAAUGCCAGCGGAGUACUCGUGUGAUGAGAAGCGCCGGAGGAUGUCCAGCUCAGGUUCAUCAUCAAAGUGCGCGAUUAAGCCUAAACAAGCGGGAGUAGCACCCUCACUGUUGCACUCUGGUAGUACCUUUAGGGGCCAGCAGCGGAGUCAGGGCAGCUGCUACCAAGUUGACGUUGUCUUGCAGCACGUCGAUGAAGAGAACGAUUUUCUGUGUGGAUAUCUGAAAAUAUACAAUUUGACAAAGGAAUAUCCCACUCUGACGACUUACUUCGAGGGUGAAAUUAUCGGCAAGAAGCACCCAUUUCUUACUCGUAAAUGGGAGGCUAAGUUAGAUGUGGAUCAAGAACAUUGGUCGAAGUUCCCAUCGUUUACUCAGUUUGCGGACUCCUUCAACAGUGACGAGUUCGAGUAUGACCGUGUCACUGACUCAGACUUCGUUUACAUGCGCUGGAAGGAGCAUUUCCUAGUGCCCGACCACAAGAUUACCUACAUCCACGGUGCUAGCUUUGAGGGAUUUUACUACAUUUGUUUCCAGAAGUCAACUGCAAGGAUAGACGGUUACUAUUACCACAAACAGUCGGAAAUGUUUCAGUCGUUGACUCUGCACCAUGUAGCCCAGAACAAUUACCCGGUAUUUGAGUUCAGGUAGGAAUUACUGCGGAGGAGUCUCACAUACCUCCUAACGCGUGAUUGGGUGGUUUCAAACGUGCAGUGAAUUGAUAGGGGUGGUAUUCCGAAGUAUUUCAAGAUUAUCCUGGCCCACUGCAGACUGCUCCGUUAGUAUUAUCAGCACAAUAAUUUUGAUAAAUUUUGACUGAAUUAUACGUAGGGUACAGCUGGCAUGCAAUCUUUAUGGUGUAGAGAUGGAAUUAGUGUAAAGGAUGAGAUUAUAAUAUUGGUAUAGGAUGGUUAUCUUUGAUUAAUGAUAUAUGGAAUGAAUGCUCUGUCUGGAAGGGUGUUUCAUGGCUAGGCUGAUGAUAAGAGAGGAUUUUAUUUCGACAUUUUAAACAUGCUUGAUGAGUUAUAAUAUCUAUUUUGGAAGAUUUUUGAAUUGUAUUUUGUUUGUACACAAUGAUAUUGAAUUUCUCAUUCGUUUUUUUUUCAAGUUA
This is a messenger RNA of Bolinopsis microptera, 1148 nucleotides long. Its product is annotated as glucose-induced degradation protein 4 homolog. Gene Ontology annotation, biological process: protein catabolic process in the vacuole; protein targeting to vacuole; proteasome-mediated ubiquitin-dependent protein catabolic process. Gene Ontology annotation, cellular component: GID complex. Bases 41 to 688 code for a protein of 215 amino acids. Lineage: Eukaryota; Metazoa; Ctenophora; Tentaculata; Lobata; Bolinopsidae. The transcript is spliced from 6 exons. The record is from RefSeq and is a predicted model, not a curated record.